Messenger RNA from Ipomoea triloba (trilobed morning glory), 2494 nucleotides. RefSeq names its product transcription factor TFIIIB component B''. Gene Ontology annotation, cellular component: transcription factor TFIIIB complex. The coding region runs from base 344 to 2275 and encodes 643 amino acids. Gene Ontology annotation, molecular function: TFIIIC-class transcription factor complex binding. The record is from RefSeq and is a predicted model, not a curated record. The transcript is spliced from 14 exons. Gene Ontology annotation, biological process: RNA polymerase III preinitiation complex assembly. NCBI's taxonomy places the organism in Eukaryota, Viridiplantae, Streptophyta, Magnoliopsida, Solanales, Convolvulaceae.
CUCUCCUAAAUAGCUUUGGAAAAUUUACGCCAUAACUAUUAUCGCCGCAGUGCCGCACGCACAAUCGCACAUCCCCGCUGUUAGUUCCUCCAUCGCACCGGAGAGACGCCGAGCUAAUAGACACGUUCCUUCUUCGGGCGCGGCCACAGUGGUGCCAGCAGAAGGAAGAAUUCGACGAUGUAAUAGCAACCUCGCGGGUCGCAAUCGGAAAUUUUAGUAAGGAUUUAAGGCUAGAAUGCACCAUCGCCAUUGAUGAAUCCACGCUUCACUCGGGAAUAUUUACAAAGCGGAGAAACCUUCCCAUUUCAGUCAAAAACCCUUGUUUUGGUUCAGGAAAGCUUAGAUGGAUUCUUUAGAUGACUUAUUUUCCGAUGGUGCAGCUAAAACUUCAAGGGCAGUUGGUAAAUUUCAACCUAAGGCGAAGGCCCGUCCGGUUAAAAAAGCUGCCACUUCUUCUGCUCCUUCAUCACAAUCUAACCAGUUGGGUGGUGCUGAUAAACGUGAAGGGACUGAGGCUCUCAAGGCUGGACAGUUAUCCACAAAAGAUGGUUCAAGUGAACAUAUUGUUCCUGCAGAAAAUGCACGUGCAGCAGUUGGUUCACAUAUGGAGGGUGACACUUACAUGCCUGAAAACAAUAGAGACUUGCAAUGUUCCUUAGAGAAACCAGUAGGAGAGAGUGCUGAUAUAUAUCUUGGGUUGGAAUCACUUGAUGAUCUUCUUCCGCAUGAUACGAAUGCUAUGGAGACUGCCAUUCCAUCAUCUGAGGAACUGGCUAUUAAUGUUCCGAAGGGAGAUGGAGAAGAGCCACUUGCUAUUCCAACUACUUCACCUGUUGGUGAUCCAGCUCCUGUAUCAAAUAUCCCCGAUGCUCAGAAUUCUGAAGUAUCUGCAGCUCAAGGUCCAUUGAAUUGUGGAGAACCUGUUGUUGCUACUCAUGAGGGGGUCUCGCAGAUUGAUAGUAUAGAUCUGGAAAUAGAGGGAAUUGAGACAUAUCCUAGCUUGGAAACUCCAGAUGGGCCUGAGCUAGCUACUAUAUCUGGGCGGCAUACUGGAAAAUUCCAACCCAAGCCCAAAGCACAUGUGUUCAAAGAGAGCUGUGAUACUGGCAUUCCUAAUUCCUGUGCACAAGAUUCACAGUCUACUGAUUUUGUGGAUAAAGAAAGACUUCCUGCACUUUCCGAUGAUGUUCUUGAUUUGUCAUCUUUAGGAUUUGAUCAUGCUCUUCCCACAGAAUCUACACCUGAAGUUCCAGUUAAUGAAGAAAUGCCAAAUGUUGAUGCGAAUGUUCCAGCUGAACAGCCUGGCAGCUCUGGUAUAAAUGAGGAUGAAAAUAUUGAUACAGAGGUUCAGGUGGAAAAUGAAUCUCAAAAGAAAAGAGGACGGAAAAAGUCGAAGAAAAAGGCUGGUGAUGAAGAAAAGCCGGCUAGAAAGCGUAAAAAAGCUAAUGAUAAAACUGAGCAGGCAACUAAAGAGAAACCUAAAAAGUUUCCUCACACAACUCGGCAGAAGAAAAGGAUGGUGGACAAGGUUUUAUUGGAUACUCCAGAGGAAGAGAUUGACUUCCAAAGAGUGCCAAUCAAGGAUCUAAUUUUGCUUGCAGAGCACAAGGAGCGGUUAGCGAAAAAGGAGGCAGCAUUACAGACCCCACAACCACAAGUAAACCCGAGCAAUUUUGAUAACUCUUCUGAAUUGAACAAUGAAGAGGAGAGGUUUACUUUUGAUGAAGAUGAAAAUGAAAAUGGAGAAACGUUUGAGGAACAAACAACUAAUCAGGUGGAAGAUAGUACCGUCUACUUUAAUUAUCAAACUUAUAUGGAAAAAACACCCCGAGUCCGAUGGUCAAAAGAGGACACAGAACUGUUCUAUGAGGCCAUACGGCAAUUUGGCUCAGACUUUUCCAUGAUACAACAACUCUUUCCUGGCCGGACACGCACUCAGGUAAGACUGAAGUAUAAGAAAGAAGAGCAGCGAUAUCCAUCAAGAGUUCAUGAUGCUCUAACUAAUCGUUCCAAAGAUCAUUCCCGCUUUGAGCAAGUGAUUGCACACUUGAGGAAAAUUGCAGCAGAGGAAAAUCAAAGUGAUGACGACAUAGAUGAGCCAAUUGACUUGACAGGCGAAGAGGUUGAGGGGCAGAAGGAAGAACCAAAUUCGGAGCAUAACGAGGAAGCAGAGGUCCAGGAUGUGGAGCAAGAUGUUACACAAGUUAACAGUUCUGUGGUUGAGGAGGACGAGGAAGACGAGGACAUAUGGAGCCAAUACAAGAGUGAGUUUUGAUCCAAAUUGCAAUUAAAAUCGGCUGCUAUAGUAUAGUUUUGCCCACUUCAAAUGCUUGCAAGCUGAAGUGCUGAACAUUCUUUCUUUCUUUCUUUCCUUUUUUUUGGAACUAUGGUAACUUUAGUUUUGUUUCAUUAUCCUCUCCUGUAGUCCAAGAACAACCAUUUCUUUUAUCCUUCUCAUAAGUUGUAUAUACAAGAUUUUUUUUUUUUUGUUAAA